CUGAGCUGGCUGCACUGAGGCAGCAGAAGGAGGGCAGUGUCUCUCAGGAGCAGCUUGAGGAGCAGCGGUGCUCCAUGCAGGUGGAGAUCAACACUCUCACUGCCAAGCUGAGCACCCUGACACGCCAACACGAGAAGACCUGCACUGAGGUGUUCCAGGUGCAGAGGGAGGCUCUCUUCAUGAAGAGUGAGAAGCACAGUGCUGAGGCUGCGCUGGCUGCCGUGGAGAAGCAGCUGCAGGAGCUGAGAGCCGAGUCGGGCCGCGUGCAGGAGCUGCACCAGCGUAUUGAGGAGUCCAGCAGCCUGGUCCGGGAGAGGGACCACAUGAGCUGUCGAAGGAGGUGUUCAGACUGA
Acipenser ruthenus (sterlet) is the source of this 353-nucleotide messenger RNA. RefSeq names its product ankyrin repeat domain-containing protein 24-like. The record is from RefSeq and is a predicted model, not a curated record. Lineage: Eukaryota; Metazoa; Chordata; Actinopteri; Acipenseriformes; Acipenseridae. Bases 75 to 353 code for a protein of 92 amino acids. The transcript is spliced from 3 exons.